This is a messenger RNA of Conger conger (European conger), 1169 nucleotides long. Its product is annotated as GTPase IMAP family member 9-like. Lineage: Eukaryota; Metazoa; Chordata; Actinopteri; Anguilliformes; Congridae. The record is from RefSeq and is a predicted model, not a curated record. Gene Ontology annotation, molecular function: GTP binding. The coding region runs from base 63 to 1100 and encodes 345 amino acids. The transcript has 3 exons.
AAUAUAUACUUUUUGUUGCAUUUCUCGGCACUCAAAUCCUGAGACGCUAAGUAGCAGAAACGAUGCAGAGAAGACACCCAAACCCCGAAUUUAAGACUGACGACUUUCGUCACUGGCAAAGGGAGUUUAGUCAACAACAAAAAGUUGUGGAUUCCCAGAGGCCAAGCCCACCAAGAGAGCCAGUUCGACGAAUUGUGCUAAUUGGAAAGACAGGACAUGGAAGGAGCGCAUCUGGAAACACUAUCCUGGGAUGCACCAGAAGAGAGGACUGGAAAUUUAAGGUUACAACAGGCGUGACAUCUGGACUGCAGCAGUGUGAAAAACAUGAAGCUGUCAGAUUUGGGAAAAGGCUUGUCGUGAUUGACACCCCGGGGUUAUUUGACACAAAUUCAGAUUGCACUGAAACAGAGAUUGGGAGGUGUGUGUGUCUGUCUCAACCAGGCCCGCAUGUCUUCCUCCUCGUCAUCGGUAUAAACACUAGGUACACUACGGAGGAGAAAGAAACCAUUGAACAUUUUGAGCGGAUGUUUGGUGAGAUGGUAAAGCCAUACACCAUCGUUCUUUUUACAGGGAUGGACGAAUUGGAAUAUGGUGGGGAGACACUUGAGGAGCGAUUAAGUAGGGAUGAACAGUUUAGGAAUCUUGUACAGAAGUUUGGGAAUAAAUACCAUGGAAUAAAUAACAGAAGACAUGAUGAUGAACAAGUGAGGAAGUUUGUUGACAAAAUAGAGGAUGUAUUGAACGACAAUGAGGGGCAUUUUUACACCAAUAAUAUGUACGAAACUGCUUCCAUUGAACUUCACAGGGAGAUUGAAAACAUUCUGAGGGAAAAGUUGCCAGAUAUCAUAGACAGAGAGCAAAGAAGUAGGAGUGCUGAAGAGAUUGAUAACCUCUGGUGUGAAGAGGUUAAAGCAGCUGUAGAGAAAGCAACUUGCAUCGUUGCAACAAUUUUGAGAAAUAAGGGAUUCAUAUCAAUCUUUGCUUUACUUGGUGCAGGGGCAGCAUUGUGUGUGGCAGGCCCCGCUGUUGCUGCUAUUGCAGCAGGGGCAGGAGUAGGAGCAGGAGUCGCUUUUGGCUACAAAAAAUACUAUAAAAAAUAGGCAUCAAUGAACUGGAAUAUUUUCUCAGUGUUCUCAGAAAUCUUACUGGGAAAAUGACAAUGACAUUAA